AUGGCUAGUCCAGAACUGACGGCAAAUCUGCCAGACGAUCACAUCGUCGUCCAAUUCACUACCUUAGAAGACCUCCAGCAGACAGCAGAGCGAGUCCACUCCUCCCUGAACCAAACAGGAGACGGAAACCAAUUCAUCCUCAUUCUCGGACUGACCGAAAACUCCCGCAUCGAGCUAGACAGCGAAGAACGUCCCCUGCACGGCAUCCCUUACCGAUUCAUGUGGGACAAUUUCGCCGGCAUCCUCAAGAUCCUCACUCACGGGCACGAUGUUGUCACGCUCAACAUCACCCGCGCUAUCGAUCUGUUCUGCAGCCGCAUGGGAAUGGACCCUACUGCAGAAUCCGCGUUCGGCGGAGCCACCACGCGGCUUCUCUGCGCAGGACGCAAAGGCAAACAGCCAGAUGGAUGUCUCUUCCCCAAGGCCCGGAUGCAACGUGACCGCGAAGCCUGGCCCACCCUGGUGAUAGAGGCAGGUGCCAGCGCGUCACUACCCCGGCUCCGCGAAGAGGCAACGUGGUGGCUGCGCAACUCGCAGGGAGAAGUCCGGAUGGUCCUCGUCCUUGGCAUACACCGCCAGAGACGAACGUUGAUUAUCGAGAAAUGGGAGCAAGAGCGUGCGCCGAUACAGCAACAUCAGCAUCAGCCAUCCCAUCAGCCUGAGGCUUCUCUGCCGGCGUACGCUGCGCAGACUAUUGAGAUCAGUCCCGGGUCUGUUUCUGGGGCUCCUCUCGUUCUUCCUUUUGAGGAGCUACUCGAGCGACCUCGGCAGGGUAGGGAGGCUGAUAUCCUCCUGGCGGAGGAACAGCUUCGGGGCUGCAUGCGCUGGGUGUGGCAAUCCAUGGAUUGA
Aspergillus lentulus is the source of this 849-nucleotide messenger RNA. RefSeq lists its product as uncharacterized. The record is from RefSeq and is a predicted model, not a curated record. Lineage: Eukaryota; Fungi; Ascomycota; Eurotiomycetes; Eurotiales; Aspergillaceae.